Messenger RNA from Staurois parvus, 313 nucleotides. NCBI's taxonomy places the organism in Eukaryota, Metazoa, Chordata, Amphibia, Anura, Ranidae. The record is from the annotation of a GenBank genome assembly.
AUCCUGUGCCCACUGUGUCCUCCGGACACAGUGAAACACCGAUCGUUGGACGGGACCUCUGUACAAGGUCCCAAUCAUGUGAUCACUGAUUGGCCAAUCAGUGAUCACAUGCAAAGUAGUAAGAAAAGAUGUCACUUGUGACAUCAUUGCUUACUACGUGUGAAAUCUGUGAAUGAUCACAGAGGUCACAUGGGAGCGCUCACAGGCAGUGAAUGCUGAAGGCCGUUUAUAAAUGGCCACCUGCUCCUGCACUGCUCCCCUCCAGGCGUUUAUGUACAUGGGCCGGACGGGAAGUGGUUUUAAGGACUAUUUC